AUUCAUUGAAUGUCCUUGUCUUUAUACAGUCUUUACCUCUUCUACAUACAUCCCCUGCUCUUCCAGCCAACAAGAAACCAAGUGAUAAGACCAACUUGAGUUCAUCCAUAUUUUGCACCAGGCUAUUUCCAAGGUUUAAUCUGUAAUUUCAGGUUGUCAAGUGAAGUUAUGGUGAGUCCAAUUGUUGGAAUGGCAACUGAUGAGAUAAGGCCGCCAUGGUUGAAACCACUGCUAAAAGCUAAUUACUUUGUUCCCUGCCCGUCUCAUGGCGUCUCGGGCAAAAGUGAAUGCAAUCUGUACUGUUUGGAUUGCAUGGGAAAUGCCCUGUGUUCUUACUGUUUAGUUCAUCACAAAGAUCACCAUGUUAUUCAGAUAAGGAGGUCUUCGUACCAUAAUGUGGUGAGAGUGAGUGAAAUUCAGAAAUACAUAGACAUAGCUUGUGUUCAAACAUAUAUCAUCAACAGUGCCAAGAUUGUGUUUCUGAAUGAGCGUCCACAGCCCAGGCCUGGAAAAGGGGUUACCAAUACUUGUGAAAUUUGCGGAAGGAGUCUCCUUGACACUUUCAGAUUCUGUUCUCUUGGUUGCAAGCUUGGGGCCAUUAUGCGGGGUGAACCAGAGCUCACAUUCACACCGAAGUUGAAACACAGUCGAGAUGGACUUUAUGGAUCCGACUCCGAUGAGCCAACAACCCCAAGAAAGAUCCGCAAAAACAAUGGCUUUAGUCGUUUCAUUGAUUCCCCAGUGUUUCCUACUGUUUUUCAGCAUUUCCAUAAUGGAGGUUUCGACAAAUUCCAUGGCUCUACUUCAGGAGAUGAUGAGCAAACUAGUCACAGUAUCUCCCCCGGAACACCCCCAAUAUUCAAUCAUCACAGUUCUAGUAGGAGAAAGGGCAUUCCGCAUCGUGCCCCUUUUUGAUAAUGUCAAGGCUCUUCCAUCAUCCAUCUUGCCCAUUGUGGAGCGAGUGAUGUGAACAGGGACCAAAGGUUAGAAACAAAACAGCGGCUUCAAUGAAUAAUCCAAAAUGAAGAAUCUGUAAUGUACAUAUACAUGUAACUGGCUUUUGUUAGUAUCUGGUGUACAUAUAAUCAUGCAAGACAAGUAGUUUAAGCUUUUGGCUUUAUAGAAAGGGAGGAACGACCUUUGUCUAUGUUCCUUAUACAAAGUAGAUACUAUGCAUAGUGGAGGUGGAAUAUAUACUUGUAAAUUUUAUAAUAAUGUUGAAAGUUUGUGUGUGUA
Messenger RNA from Daucus carota subsp. sativus, 1236 nucleotides. RefSeq names its product protein RGF1 INDUCIBLE TRANSCRIPTION FACTOR 1. The transcript has 5 exons. NCBI's taxonomy places the organism in Eukaryota, Viridiplantae, Streptophyta, Magnoliopsida, Apiales, Apiaceae. The coding region runs from base 169 to 915 and encodes 248 amino acids. The record is from RefSeq and is a predicted model, not a curated record.